Alosa sapidissima (American shad) is the source of this 4426-nucleotide messenger RNA. RefSeq names its product leucine rich repeat containing 38b (gene lrrc38b). Lineage: Eukaryota; Metazoa; Chordata; Actinopteri; Clupeiformes; Clupeidae. The transcript has 2 exons. The record is from RefSeq and is a predicted model, not a curated record. The coding region runs from base 398 to 1273 and encodes 291 amino acids. Gene Ontology annotation, cellular component: voltage-gated potassium channel complex. Gene Ontology annotation, molecular function: voltage-gated potassium channel activity; transmembrane transporter binding; potassium channel activator activity.
GCGUGCCGUUCCGCGCCAGUCUGCCUGCUCCAUGAUACCUGGGAGGCGAGCAGCAGCAGCAGCAGCAGCAGCAACAGCGGUCAGCGUCUCGCUCCGGCCACUCCGCUCGCCCGCCUCCCGCCUCCCCAGCCCCCUCUGCUUCCUCCGUCUCCCUCCGUCGGUCAGUGGGAUGCUCUGGGCACGCGGGCACUGACACUGCCCUCAGCUCCUCGCACUCUCCUCCCCCCCUUCCCCUCCUCCUUCUCCUCCUCCUCCUCCCCUUCUUUCUCCUGCACUUCUACCCUCUGACCUCUCAUCCCUCUCUCCAUCACCCCUUUUUUCUCCUCCCCCCUUUCUCUCUUUCUCCCUCUCCCCUACCCUCUCACUCUCUCUCCACUCGUUUCCCCCCCUCUUGACCAUGUUGCCAUGUGUCCGCUGGCUCCAGCCCUUCCUUGCCCUGCUGGCCUCUGCACUCUUCACACUGGGGGAAAACUGCCCGACGAGCUGCCUGUGCCCGGACCCGCACACGGUGGACUGCAGCGGCCGGGGCCUGACCCGCCUGCCGGACUCCAUCCCUCUGGACGUGCGCCGGCUGCUGCUCUCCGACAACUGGAUCCCGCGCAUCCCUGCCGACUUCCUGGUGCUCUACAGCGACCUGGUCUACCUGGACCUCCGCAACAACUCGCUCUCGUACAUCGAGCCGGGGACCCUCAGCACGUCUUCGCGCCUCGUCUUCCUGGACCUGGGCAGCAACAACCUCACGGAAAUUCCUAAGGGCACGUUUGGCGAGUCACGCAGCCUCAUCAAGCUUCGUCUGGGCAACAACCCGCACCUGAGUGCAGUCAAUGAGGACGCCUUCCUGGGCCUCACCUCGCUGCGCGAACUGGAGCUGGAGCGCAAUGCCCUCUCCGGCCUGCAGGUGGGGGCACUGAGCCAGCUGCCCUCUUUGAGGGUGGUCAGGCUAGAGGGCAACCCAUGGGUCUGCAACUGCAACUUCGCUAACCUGUUUGCUUGGCUCAUGGAGAACCGGCACAAGCUCCCCAAUGGGGUAGACGGCUUGGACUGUUCACUGCCCAUGGAUGGCCGGCGUGUGCCCCUCAACCAGCUCUCCCAGGACAGUUUCCGCGAGUGCCAGGUGACGCUCACCCUCACCGACCUCCUCAUCAUCAUCUUCUCGGGAAUCUCCGUGUCGGUGGUGGCCAUCAUGGCCAGCUUCUUCCUGGCCUCCACCGUCCACUGCUUCCAGCGCUGGAGCAAGGGCAAUAAGACCGAGGAAGAGGAGAGCGAAGAGUGAGGAUUGGACAGAGCUGGAGCAGACGGCAUGCCCCCGGGCCGUGCCCACGUUUUUUUCGGACUUACCUUCCCUGCUCGUGUCGGACGAGAGCAAAAACGGGAAAAAAAAGGGAAGGGACUUCGAGGUGACUCGAGGUGAAGUCGAUGUAGCUGAUCGCGUGACUUUUGCAAACGUCAGCAAGCGAGCAAGAAGCCCGGAACUUACGAGAUGAACUGUGCUCAUCCAGUUAUGUCAGAGAAGCCAUUUGUCUUUCACAUUGCCCUGCAGGGCUGAGUGGCACUUACUAGGAGACAAAGAUGGUCUCCCAAUCUUUUUAGGGAGCCACAAUAGGGUGAAAGAGCUCUGUGUCGUUUGGCAAAAAAAGAACCUUGUCGAGCUUCAAACCAGGCCUUAGCACGCACACUGCCAGGGGUUUACUGGUUCUAUUUUAUGGGCUAUUUCAUAUGUCCGUGUUUAACGGCCCUCGCCAUUGAAUAUGUCUUGUGAUGUGAGUUCCUCCGAGGCCAGUCUUGUAAUAUGGGCACAUGGCUUCUUGUCUGUAGUCAAUAUUAUGCUGUGCUUUAAUUGGCGUGAGUGUUCACAGCGGUAUGACAGGUAAGCAUAGGAACCAAGUAGCUAAACGCUCUUAAAUAUCCACAAUAGUAAACAUCAUAGUGAAUUUAUUUUUUUUAAAGUUGGAAGCUACAGCUGUCACACAUCAAUUGGUAGCUGUUCCUCUACCUUUACAAAUUUUCUCCUAAAUCAAUUUCUCUUAACCAUCGUGUCAGGUUUCAUAAAUUGUACUUAGACUAAUUAAAAAUGAACAUAGAUUAUCUCCAACAGUUAAUAGAAUUGCUGUGUGCUGCACUUUAAAUGGUGUCCAUUUUACUUAUGGUAUACUCUGCUGGCCCUCAGUCCACUAAGUGGAUUGAAAUUGCUCAGAUCUGCCAAAGACUAGGAGUAGACAUGACUAGCCAAUAGGGAAUUCUGAGAUGUCUUCAGUAUUUUAAGGGUUUUCAAGGAAAACUAUGGUAUAAACUGUGCAUUUAAUUGGUGUAGGUAUACUCACAUAGCCUAUGUAUCUUCUGUCAAGACAAAAUAUGUAAACAAAUUAUAUAAAUAUAUAUUACUACAUAAAAUCAUAUAAGUAUAUCAGGCAACAUUAAUUGAAUACUAGAAAAGCCAAACCUGUAUGUUAGGCACUGAUUGAAAAAAUGAUUCCGAAAGUAUUAGGGCGUCGGCACAGCUUUAUCUGUGUAGUUACAAGUUAUAGUCUGCGUCUAUGCUAAGUCAACAUCGUUAUUAUCCUGGUCCUGCCAUAAACGUUGAGAAAUUUCAAAACGUUUUCAUAAAUUACUGUUGUCUUGAUUGGUGUGACUCAUGACAGAUUGUCCAUACAGCAGCGGCGAAAGCAAUAGUAAAAGUCAAAUCAUCCUGGCCCAGGUCAGACCACUGAAAGGCAUUGUCGAUCUCUCCACCACAUCAUUUGUGGGGAUUGAAAUGGUUUGUGCAAUCAUGCUGCAGUUGUAUCACAAAAACGCCUGAUGAGUUUGUCACGUUGAACUCUGUCUGUUUGUCGUCCUUCAUACUCGGAGUCAGUACGGUACUCAGUAUAUAUUUUUUUUAUAACAGUGACGUCAGUAAUUAUUAGACACAAUGACACUUUUGGACAGUUGAAUGGAUGUUGUUUCAUGUGAAUGAGAGGAGGGUGAAAGCACUGAGCAGCUGCUAUCAUGUGGAAUGUAUGUCUAGAGGGAUGGCUUCUUCUCCAGAGCUAUACUUAAUCCCACUGACAGACCUGGACUCUCUUCGUCACACUCUAAUGGGUAGCCGAACAGCACGUAUCUUUUUUUGCCUCAUGCAUUUCAGAGUUGUCAUUUGGAAGGUGUUUUAGGACACAACUGUAUUUGUAAAGGCAGACAACAACGGCAGUACAUAUUGUAGCUAAGCAUGAAUAAUUCAGAGACUUUAAGAAAUGAAGCAUACGCCAUGUCAAGCUUCAAAACGUUAACAGCUGAGGGAAAAUGCCUCCCACUAUGGAAGGAACAGUGAUGCAUUCACUUAUUUGAAAAAAGAACAUUUGGUGUUUUUUUUUUUUUUGCAUGUUGUAUUUUCCCCACAAGACAAACUUUUAGAAGGACCCUCAAAAUCCAGAUUUGUUUGAGAUGCAUCACUUAAUCAUUUCAAAUUAUUUAUAUUUUGUAGAACUUCACUUUUGAGUUUUACUAUAUUUUACUAUAGGGUUAUGCUGUACAGUGUACAGUCUCCUACACUCUUGAGGUACAUGCUAAAACAAACCUAAUGCACAGAGACAGAAACUGCAUGUCUGCAGAAAAAGCAGUGCUCGAAGUACACAACAGAGCUCAACAGCCAUAUUCUUGCAUGGUUUUCUUAAGGGACUCUCCGCACCCUGUCUCUGCAUCUUAUACUGUACGGCGUUCACUCCUGCAUUAUACUCCCCAAUGUCUAUGUUUAGAUCCAAAUACAGAGCUAUAACAAAAAUAUAUAUAUAUAAAAAAUAUAUAACAAGGUCACAGAGAUAGGGCAGCAACCGCCUUCAGGACAAACAAAACUAAACCAGAUGGACCCACAGGAAGCCAUGGACAUCAGCUGUGUGAGAGACAAAAACUAAUACAGACUAAUUGGAUGGAUUGGAUAGUCUCUGAUAAUCACUUAAUCGUACUCCACAUAUUCAUUUUAAUUGGGCUCAUUUCAGCAGUCUUUUCCCCUGUAUUUGACUAAUAGGUUUUCAUCAGGCUUAAAGCAUUAGAGCUGCUUUUAGCUGCAGACACUGAACACAAAAUAGCCUGUUUUUUUUGGAUGGUGUCCACGGAGCUGCAAUGCAUCAGUAUCAUUCACUCUGUCGAGACUGUUGAAAUAUGAGCUUACUACUCAACUGUUUUGUUACCAGUGUCUGAAUUAAAUGUGGAUGAGACGUGGUUUCAUGGAAGAAGUCCGCUCAUGUGUAUCCUAGUUAACGAAGUGGUGAUGCUUAUCAUCACCUCUACGGUGCAUUGGCAUCUGUAUACGGUGACAACUCUGUAUAUGACUUAAUGUGUGUAACAUGGUCUUUCGACUUGUGUCUCAGUCUUAACAAAUGUAAACCAUGUAUAUGAGUAGACCAUAUUCAACUACUGUGUAGUUGCAGUGAAAUUAAAGUAUCUGUAUUUUUUA